AUGGCAUUGACUGUGAUAACAAGUUCUAACCAGGACAAGAAAUACAACGAUAACCGAGCUUAUGGUUAUGUACGCUUUGAGACUGGUGACGAGAUGUCUCGCAGAGCGAAGUUUGCCUUUAUUACUUGGAUUGGGCCCGGCGUAAGACCUCUUAAGAAGGCAAAAGUCAGCACUGACAAGAGUUUCGUCAAGAAAAUUUUUCAUCAAUUCGGCAAGGAAAUCCUCGCGGACGAAAAAGGUGAAUUGCGCUAUGACAAGAUACUGAAAAUUCUUGAGGCCGCAAACGGUGCCGAGUAUGGUAAGCGUCGUUACGUUGGAACACUACGUACUGCAUUGACUGAUGUCGCACGCAUUAGAGUGUUGAAGCGACAAUUGGUUCACUAAAUACAAGUUUUGAAUGUAUUUUUGUGCGCUGACACCCCUUUGAUUGAUGGACUUGUCCUUGGAAACUAUAAUAUUGAAAAAAAUAAAAACCCCGUCCUGGAAAAAUUUUAGGUUUUGUUAUGGUCGUUAUUGAUUUUAAUUACUGCAGCUUCAAAAACUGUUAUAAUGAUAUAAAUGCCAAAUUUCUUAAUACAAUAACCUCUUACCUCAAGUGUUGGUUGCUCGCGGCUCAGUAAAAUCCACCACAAGCCACCAACACCGAGAUGAAUAGUGGUUUAAGUAUAUGUACUAAAACAGUGAGAUAAUAAAAUGUUGCACAAAAAGAUGAUUUUAACUCAUUUAUUCCUGCAACGCAACGGCGCAAGUCCCUCGGAGGUGAAUAGUAAGAAUAUUCGGAAUUUAAGUAGCCAAUCGCAGGACGCCGUCCACGCUAUCCACCUAUUUCCAUAUAUGCUAGACAUCUCGAGUCAAGACCGGCUAGUACUAGAAGACGGCGAAUUACAAGCUAUGGUUGGUUUAAAACGUCCAUUUUGAGUUUUGUGUGGACGCUUGCCAUGAUUUUGUAUUUUUUCCUACAAUAAUUAAGCGUCAACAGCCUGUUUUGAUUAUCAAACGAGAAAGUGCGAAUCGAACGGGCGCAAAUUCCGGGCGAGUUACUCGGAGGUGAAUACAAAAGAUAUUCGGAGUUGAGUAACCAAUAAGAGCGCGCCUUCAACGCUAUCCACUGCUUUAGAUUAUACUAGAAUACGCUAAUUUCAUGACAAAAACAAAAUAAGCUAAGGCCCGUCCAAACUUCACAAUUGGAACCCUGCGUGGUCAGGGCGAUUACAUCGAGGAAAACGUCGAUCAAAAAAAUUUUUUUCCUGAAGAAAUUAGCGAGUGACGGGGUGUAGUUAUCGUCUCCAACAGUGUCAGAAUGCAACUGAAUUUUAGCCAAGAAAAAAUAAUGUUCUCAUGCAUUAUUCUCUAAUGUUUCAGCAUAACACAAAUCUCGCCGGUCCCUUGUUUUGUUACUCGGCUCCAAUUCUCAACCGAUUCGCUAUACCAGGGUCCGAGAUUAACUUUUUUUAGGCAGGCGCCAACUGGCGACGGGAAUUUUUUUUCACUCGUCAUAUGGAAAAAUGUGGAUAUAUCAACAAAGUUGAAGUGGUAAAUUGGCCAC
Messenger RNA from Stylophora pistillata, 1546 nucleotides. RefSeq names its product coactosin-like protein. The record is from RefSeq and is a predicted model, not a curated record. Gene Ontology annotation, cellular component: actin filament; cortical actin cytoskeleton; site of polarized growth. Gene Ontology annotation, molecular function: actin filament binding. Lineage: Eukaryota; Metazoa; Cnidaria; Anthozoa; Scleractinia; Pocilloporidae. Gene Ontology annotation, biological process: regulation of actin filament polymerization.